Ectocarpus siliculosus is the source of this 636-nucleotide messenger RNA. The record is from the annotation of a GenBank genome assembly. NCBI's taxonomy places the organism in Eukaryota, Phaeophyceae, Ectocarpales, Ectocarpaceae.
AUGGGCGAAGGAGAAUGGAAGGUGGUUGGGCGUCGACGGCGAGGAAGACGGGAAGAUGACAACGCCUCGGAGGUCAUGGUUGCCAAGGGAAAAUCUGUCGCGAUGGCCAACAGCAUGGUGGAUGUGACUCUGGGUGUUGUCAAUGCCGAGGCAGCUGGCGAUGCCGGGGGAACACCUGAGGGAAUGCCCGACGUAGAGGUGGAGGAGCGGCUGGUUCUCAUCCGUCAAGUACUUGGCCGGGCUUUAUGUGAAGGCCGGGAGUCUGGCUCUCUAUUGGUGAAGGGGCUGGCUAAAGUCGCUGAAUCGUCUACACCGGAACAAGUGUUUGGCUGCGGCCCAGGGGGCGUGCUUCCGACAUCGUCAAACAAGGGUGGACGCCGUAUCGACGUUGGCGGGACUGCGGCGCUACCGAAGGAAGUGCGCAAGUCGUUCGAGGCUCGCCACGUUGAGGCAGACGGCCACUGUCCGUGGAGGGCGAUGGCCAUGAGCUUUUUGGGCUGCGAGUCCCACUGGCGCCGGCUGAAGCUUGUUGUGUUGGCUUAUGCCGCUGUUCGCGUGGAACAGAUCUGUGGACUGGUCCCUGUUAGUCAGUACGACCUCGAAAUCUGGACGGAGCACUCAAAGAUGCAUUCGUGA